Molecule: messenger RNA, 2886 nt
Organism: Bombus pyrosoma
Lineage: Eukaryota; Metazoa; Arthropoda; Insecta; Hymenoptera; Apidae
Product: ribosome biogenesis protein BOP1 homolog
Exons: 8
Coding region: 140-2755 (871 amino acids)
Biological process (GO): ribosome biogenesis; maturation of LSU-rRNA from tricistronic rRNA transcript (SSU-rRNA, 5.8S rRNA, LSU-rRNA)
Cellular component (GO): preribosome, large subunit precursor; PeBoW complex
Molecular function (GO): ribonucleoprotein complex binding; protein binding
Source: RefSeq, a predicted model, not a curated record
CAAAAUCCCCUCCCUUUGUCUAAAGAACUCAUACAUAUUAUUUGAUAGUUCACACUCUCAUAUAACUAAAUUUAAAGUACUCGACAACACGUGAAGCAUACAUAACCUUAUUAUUACUUGUAUACAUGCGAAAAAGAAGAUGAAGAAUCAACGAAAAACUUCAAAGAGGAAGCUAAAUAACGUAAAAACUGCAAAUAAUGUUAAAGAAGGAGAAACGGAUUCACCGAAACCUGCAUUUGAAGAAGAAUCGGAUUCAGGUACUGAAGAUUUAUUGUCUGCUGAAGUAAAUAACAAUGAUGAAAGUUCAGAUGAUGAAAUAAAUGAAAAUGAAGAUAUUCCUGUAUCAGACACUGAACAAGAUCCAAUUGUCUUUAAAUCUGAUGAUGAAGAAGAUGAAUUAAGCUUUCAGACAGAUUCAGAUGAUCUUGGUCUUGAUGAAGAUUAUUCUGAAAGUGAAGAAGAAAAUAUUUCUCUUGAUGAAAGCGAAGAUGAAAAUUUGAAAAAAAGAAGUGAAAAUUCUGAAACUCCCUCAACAUCUAAAGAUAAUGAAUUUGUAAAAAUAAAAAAAGGUGGAUCUUCUAUGUUUAAUAUUAAUAAUAGGAAUAUAUCUAAUAAAUUACAGAUUAAGAAACAAAGCAAAACUCUUAUAAAUAAAAUUAAUAAAUCAGACGAAUCAAAUACUGGUAAAGAUAUACAAAAAGGUAAGGUACAAAAUAAAGAAAAUUUAAAAUUAGAUUUAGAAAGAUGUAAAGAAAGCAGUACUAAGAAGAAUACAGAAUCUAGUAUACAUAAUGAAAAUGCAAAUCAUGAUAAGUUAGUAACAGAUCAACAAGUAGAUGAAUAUGAAUAUGAUAGUUCUGAUGAAGAAGAUAUUCGUAACACAGUUGGAAACAUACCAAUGAAGUGGUAUGAUGAAUAUGAUCAUAUUGGUUAUGAUUGGGAUGGUAAAAAAAUUAUAAAACCUGAAAAAGGUGACCAGUUAGACAAUUUUUUGAAAAGAAUGGAAGAUCCUGAUUUUUGGAGAACAAUUAAGGAUCCUCAGACUGGGCAAGAUGUUGUAUUAAGUGAAGCAGAUAUAGAUUUGAUUACGAGGAUACAAAAACGAAAAAUUCCGGACAUAACUUUUGAUGAAUAUGCUCCAUGGGUAGAGUGGUUCACUUCAGAGGUGAUGAAGACACCAUUACGUAAAUUUCCUGAACAUAAACGUUCAUUUUUACCAUCUAAAUCAGAAGCUAAAAAAGUAUCAAAAUUAGUUCAUGCACUUAAGAUGGGUUGGAUAAAAUCAACAGCGGAAUUAAAGAAAGAAAGGGAGAAGAAAAGAAAUGAACCACAAUUUUACAUGUUGUGGCAAUCAGAUGAUCAAGCUGAAGAAAUGCGUAGAAUUCAUAAACAUAUCCCACCGCCAAAAAGGCAUUUACCUGGACAUGCAGAAAGCUAUAAUCCUCCCCCAGAAUACUUAUUCGAUAAAAAGGAACUAAAAGAAUGGAAUAAAUUACAGACAACACCAUGGAAACGAAAAUUACACUUCAUUCCACAAAAAUAUAACGCUCUCCGCGAAGUACCUGCCUAUCCUAAAUACGUUAAAGAAAGAUUUCAAAGAUGCCUAGAUUUGUAUUUGUGCCCUAGAGCAUUGAAAAUGAGAUUAACAAUAGAACCAGAAGCCUUAGUGCCUCAAUUGCCAAGUCCAAAGGAUCUACAACCUUUCCCUACAACAAUGUCUAUGGUAUUUAAAGGUCACACAGAUAUGGUAAGAAGUAUUACAGCAGAACCAAUGGGACAAUAUAUAGCUUCUGGUGGUGAUGAUAUGAAUUUAAAAAUAUGGGAAAUAGCAACAGGCAGGUGUAUAAAAACAAUACCAUGUGGGGGGAUAAUUAGAUCUGUGGCAUGGUGUCCAAAUCAAUCUUUAUCGCUUAUAGCGGUAGCUGCAGAUAAAAAGGUUCUAUUAAUAAAUCCUAGUGUUGGAGAUCAUUUAAUUACUAAUAAAACAAAUCAAUUAUUAGAAAUAGUACCUCAAAGUGAUGUUAUAGUAAGUGAAAGAGUGAAAACUGCUGUUCAGUGGGAACAAGCAGAAGAUGAAUAUUGGACUAAAGGAAUUAGGGUAAUUUUAAAUCAUUUCAAAACAGUAAAACAAGUAACUUGGCAUGGUAAAGGUGAUUAUUUUGCCACUGUUAUGCCAGAUGGUCAAAACAGAUCUGUCUUAAUAAAUCAAUUAUCAAAAAGAAGAUCUCAAUUACCUUUCACUAGGUCAAAAGGUUUAAUACAGUGUGUCUUGUUUCAUCCAAUUAGACCCUAUUUAUUCGUAGCGACUCAACGAAAUGUUCGAAUAUACGAUUUAAUAAAACAGGAAAUGAUUAAAAAAUUGCUAUCAAAUUCACAAUGGAUAUCAUCAAUGACAAUACAUCCAGGAGGUGACAAUAUUUUAGUAGGCACAUACGAUCGCAAAAUGCUUUGGUUUGAUCUUGAUUUAAGUACAAAACCUUAUCAGACAUUACGUUUACAUGGUACAGGCGUUCGCAGUGUUGCAUUUCAUAAGCGAUAUCCACUUUUUGCAUCUGGUGCUGAUGACAGAGGUCUUAUUGUUUCCCAUGGAAUGGUGUACAAUGAUUUAUUGCAAAACGCAUUAAUUGUACCACUUAAAAGAUUAUGCAAUCAUGAAUCUUAUAAUGACUUUGGUAUUUUGGACGUGAUGUUUCACCCUAUUCAACCAUGGGUAUUUUCUGCAGGUGCAGAUUCAACAAUACGAAUGUAUACUUGAGUUGUAUAUGUAUUUAUAGUUUUAGUUAACAAAUAAUGCAACGAAACAAAUAUUAUGUUACAUAACAUAGAAAUUUUUUUAUGAACAAUUAUUUAGAACUAUAAAAAUUAGAAUAAAUUCUUUUCAAAAUG